Messenger RNA from Durusdinium trenchii, 1002 nucleotides. Lineage: Eukaryota; Dinophyceae; Suessiales; Symbiodiniaceae. The record is from the annotation of a GenBank genome assembly.
AUGGAAUUGUGCUCCAGCCUGAAGUCCGUGCGCCUUCGUAAAUGGGACCGGCCUCACUUUGGGCUUCACAUGGGGCAAGUUGCUCCCCAUCAUCAACGGGUGAGGUUGGGACUAGCACGAAAGGCUCUUGGGAUCGCACUCCUUUCCUAUUCGCUUUGGCACCCAAAGCGCCCGUCGCAGCGCUUGGUGUGUCGGCCGGCGGUGGUUGAAGAUGAUGAACACGCCAUGGCGGUUCAAGCGUGGCUGCAGACCAUUAUCAUCAAGAUCGGCCUAUGCCCUUGGGCCAAAACAGCCGACGAGGCUGGUGGCAUCCGCGUGGUCACCAGCUUGGCUUCCUCUCCUGAAGAUGCACUCUUGGACUUGAAAGCGGAAGCGGCAAAGCUCAAAGGUUCACUGGCUGCAUUACCGCAGGGAUGCCCUACCACAACCCUUCUGGUUUGCCCAAUGGUUGGAGAGUGGGAAGAGUUUGCAAGAUUCAGUGUCUUCCGCGAAGAAGAACUUCUGAAUGGUGACGCGCUAACUGACGAGUUCCAAUGCAAGGUUGUUUGCUUUCAUCCUCACCAGCAAGCUUCUAAUAGCUACGGGCUGAACCCGGGCGAUGAGAUCCUUGUGGCACAGAACGGUGAGCAGUUCUCCGCCAACGUACUGGAGAUCAGCGGCAGCACGCCAAGAGAUAUCAAGGUGCAGUUGUUUGGCAGAGUCAGACAAGGCGAAACUGAUGCUGAGAUGGUCAUUGAGCCAUUCCUCGACAGCGAAGAUCACAUCGAAACCAUCCCUGAAGUGGACGUGUUGCAACUAAUUGGCCGUGAUGCCCUUCAAGAUGAGGAAGGAAGCCGCAGCAUCCUGGGGCGAGCGCCUCGAGUGGUUCUGCACCUGCUGCGGUGUAAAGACCUGGAGGCAAUAGAUGACAAGAAGGCCUUUGAGACUCUGGAGCGGAACGAAGAGGUCGUGGAGGAGCUUGGCCUCGAAGGCUUUGAUGAGUUGCUUGAAAGAUGUGGUUGA